Anisakis simplex (herring worm) is the source of this 1377-nucleotide messenger RNA. NCBI's taxonomy places the organism in Eukaryota, Metazoa, Nematoda, Chromadorea, Rhabditida, Anisakidae. The record is from the annotation of a GenBank genome assembly.
AGUGUAGUGCGCAUUGAAGACGAUGCUCCUGGUGCCGAUAAGAACGGACCCAACGGCACCGGUGAGCCGGAUAGCAGCGGUAAGGACAAGAUUGAUGACAGUUCCAACAAUGAGGAUAAUGACACUGAUAAGGAUAACCAUGAUCAUAAGAAUAAUGCUAGUGAUAGUGAUAGUGAUAAAAAUAAUGUUUCAAUCAGUGAACUGAUCAAUACUGAUGGCAAGUGCAACACUCAACCAGUUGAUCACAUCACUAGUAAAGUACCACAGGCAGAAACGACCCCUGGCAAUGCUACGAUAGCCGAGAAAACCACACGGGUUUAUAAACUGAGAGGUGCACCAAAUCUUACGAUCCAUAUGCUUCCGCCAGGGCUGAAACUGCAACGAAAGAAAAUGCCAUCGGCAUCGAAGCCCAAUGAACAACCACCAAAUCCUCGCACGCACAAAACACUUCGUCGGUCACCUUCCGUUGAAGAGAUUCCAUCCUCAGACAGCAGUGACAGUAGUCGAAAGGUGAGCAAACGACGCCAUCGCAAGAUUGUCACCAAUGUUUCCGAUGCCAGCAAAACGCUUCCAGAAAAUAAUAAAACUCGUAAACGACAGCGCGUCGAUAAAAAUAAUAAUACCGAAGUGUCUGGAAAGCGUACAAAGGCAAACGGUGAGAAGCGUCAAGUGAGGAAAUCAAGGUGGACUCCUUCUCAGCAGUCGAUUCUUGAAGAGUACUUCGAGCUCGACCGUUAUCCACCCAAGCAGACAGUUCAGGAGAUAAGUGAACGAGCGGGUUUAUCGAUAGCCGAUACGAGAAAAUGGUUUGCGAAUCAACGAAGAAAAGAACAAGACCAAUUGAAGAAUUUCGGCUUAGAUGAAUUGAUGUUGAUAUUCGAACAACCACUAGCCGCAACAGAUCGGAACGCUCAAGAACAACCGCCUGAUACGAGUGAGGAAGCUUCUUCACGAUUUGACUUGCUCAUAAGCCAACUAAGAGAACAACAGCAGAAACAUGGGAACAUCAAAGAAGAAUUGCAAAGUAAACUGCUGCAUAUCAAAAGUGAUCAACAACACAGAGAUGAUGAAAUCAGAUUAAAGACUGACGAAAGCAUCAGAAAGUUUGGUAAGAUUCGUUGGACGUCGAAUAGUGAUACUGAAUUAUCGUCAAGAGUUUUAACAGUAUCCUUACCUGCGGCUGAAUCGAUUCCAGGGAAUACCGUUUUAAAAACGUUACGCAAAUUCUGUAGCAGUUCGUAUCGUUUAGGUUCAACAGUUUCGUUGACUCGGGGAAUGCCUUCGAUAGGAACGCAUGAUGGGAAGUUUCAUUGCGAUGAGGUAUUCGCAUGCUUUCUGCUUAAGUCUCUACCGGAAUUUAGCCGAUACGAGAUUGUG